AGCAGAAGUCAAUUCCGGGAAGAAGCGAAGCAGAGCAGGGAGCACAUCGCGGAGAGCGAUUUUGUCGCGUGAGCAGAGCGGUGUCCGACUCCAAGACAGUCAGAGGAGAGACGUAACAUUGGAAUUAUCACAGAGCAGCAACCCCCAUUCAUUCACACUGGGCUCUUCUCAAAUCCGCGGCGGCUUUUCCAACUGCUCUAUCGUGAGUCUCGUCCGGUUGAGUUGGUUAUUUUGUUAAUGUCAGUUCCUUCGAUUUAAAACAAUCAUAGUAUUGUUCAGUAUUUUGAUUAUUCUAUGCGUGUGUGCAGCAAGUUUACCAAACCUUCAAACUUGCUCCUAAUGGUUCAGAAGUAAAGCACGUGACGUUACCUGGGACUGAGUGCACCUGUCCUGGUAUAAAGUCAAGUAACCGUGUUAGGACCAUUUAUACAGAGGACGGAGUAGAUUGGAUCAUGUAUUUUAUGUUGACCAAUAUGCGCUUUCAUAACUGACAUCGAAAUGUGGGGAAGUUCUCUGCCAAUGGACACAAGCCGAACACAGCGGAGCCCAACCCUGCUCCUGGAUGGGUGAGGUCCCUGCCAACCCAGUCGGUCAGUGAACCCCCCCUCCCCCAUCGCCUCCCGACCAGGACCCCCUGGGUCACCCAGAGGAGCAGCAGGGAUGUACCAGGAGGUGGCCUUCCUAGCGGGCAGCACGGAGAAAGAGUUCACGCCCUUCCACUUCCCCAUUGAGAACCAGCAGGAGGUGGUAACUAAGAAGGGUGUGUUCUUCAAGCGGCAACGGCUGCUGCGGAGGCCCAAUGAGGAGCAGGAGGAGAACGACCUAUCAGCCGUCAUCAACGUGGGCGGGAUCAGGUACCGUAUCCCCUGGUCCGUUCUGGAGGAGUUCCCUCUGACGCGGCUGGGCCGGCUGAGGGGCUGCAGCUCAUUGGACGAGAUCAUGGAGGUGUGUGAUGACUACGACGACGGGUGCCAGGAGUACUUCUUUGACCGCAGCCCAUCUGCGUUCCGCACCAUCGUGACGUUCCUAGCGGCAGGGCGGCUGCGGCUGCUGAGGGAGAUGUGUGCCCUGUCCUUCCAGGAGGAGCUGGUCUACUGGGGCGUGGAGGACACCAGGCUGGAGUGGUGCUGCCUCCGAAAGCUACGCAUCAGGCAGGAGGAGCUCAAGGAGCAGCUGAGGAUGGAGGAGGCAGAGCUCAACACAACCCUGACCCCCCAGAGUUGUGAGGAUGUGCAGGGGCACGCCGGGGAGGGAGGGGGGGAGGAGGAGGAGGAGAGCCGCAUGGCGGGGUGUAUGCGCAGGCUGCACGACAUGGUGGAGAACCCUCAAUCUGGACUACCUGGAAAGAUCUUUGCCUUCUUGUCGGUGGUGUUUGUGGCCAUAACUGCAGUAACGCUCUGCAUCAGUACCAUGCCCGACCUCCGGGAGGAGGAGGAGAGGGGUGAGUGUUCUCAGAGGUGCUACAAUAUCUUUGUCCUGGAGACUGUGUGUGUGGCCUGGUUCUCUCUGGAGUUCCUGCUGCGCUUCAUCCAGACGCCGAGUAAGUGUGUGUUCCUGAAGACGCCCCUCAACAUCAUCGACGUGGUGGCCAUCCUCCCCUAUUACAUCACUGUGAUAGUAGACUCUCUGUCUGAGGGAGGGGAGAAGCCCAGUGGCGGGAACAACUACCUGGAGAAGGUGGGCCUAGUGCUGCGGGUACUCCGGGCCUUGAGGAUCUUCUACGUGAUGCGUCUGGCGCGCCAUUCCCUGGGGCUGCAGACCUUAGGCCUGACGGUCCGACGCUGCACCCGCGAGUUCGGCCUGCUCCUCCUGUUCCUGUGUGUUGCCAUGGCACUGUUCUCCCCGCUGGUGUUCCUGGCGGAGAGCGAGAUGGGCGCCAAGUACGACUUCACCAGCAUCCCCGGCACCUACUGGUGGGCGGUGAUCUCCAUGACAACGGUGGGGUACGGGGACAUGGUGCCGCGUAGCAUCCCGGGUCAGGUGGUGGCGCUCAGCAGCAUCCUCAGUGGGAUCCUCCUCAUGGCGUUCCCCGUCACCUCCAUCUUCCACACGUUCUCUCGGUCCUACCUGGAGCUGAAGGAGGAGCAGAACAGAACACUGAGACAGAAACCAGACUUCCAGGACUCCAGCAAGUCUCAGAACAGCGAGGACUCGGCCGAGACGGACAGUUAACAUGUCAUCACUGAAGUCGCCACCUCUGCUUUACGCUGGAAGUCCAUCGCCCUUGCGUCACAGAGGAGGGCCAUGCAGACUCGAGACUGAGCGUGUGUGCAACGUGAGAGCCUGUGGGUGUGCAGUGCACUGUGGGACACUCGUACUAAAGCUGGAGGAUCUAAACAGGGAUGUGACGUUUUUUUCAAGCUUAAGAAGAAAAGGAGCUCCAACAUUUUGUGAGCCUCCAUAGCUCUGUCCAUCAGAGUGUGUUCAAGAGUUUCUAAGAUUUUAUAAGACAGCUGCAUAAGUCUUUUUGCUGACAUUACUGGUGUAGAGCUGAUCACAUUAUAAAAUCACAAGUUCUCUGUGGUCAAAGGACAUUUCACCCAGGAGUAUAGAAGCCCUACAACACAGGAGUAUAGCCCUACAGCACAGCAUGGGGAGAAAUCUUCUCUCUCACAAAUAUUCAGUGUGAUAAAGCUAUUAUUUUAAGGGAAAAAAACACUAAAAAUAUAAUUUUGGUAUAUAUUUAGGAUAAGAAAUAUUGCAACAAGAUAUAAGUGCAAUAAGAAAUAUUAUUUGACUAUAAACAACACAUUUACAUAUUUCAGAAUGCUUAGUUUGCGUCUAUAUACUCAGGAUCUGCAUAUUUUAAUAAAUGUAAGAAAACCAUGACCUCGGCUGAUGCAAUGUAUGAUUCUACACUUUAUUAAAUUAAUUUGAUCCCAUGAUUCUGUCUGGAGGUUUUCCUCCAAUUUCACAUCUCCUCUGAAUAAUAAUGGCCUUGGCUCCAGACAUGUUGGACAAAAUUGAAUUUCAGAAUGUGGAGGGGACAAUUUCAGAAUGUGGAGGGGACAUGUCCCCCCGUCCCCAGUGACAGUUGCGCCCCUGCAUCUAACAAGCGUCUAACAAUUAUUGACAAAUAAUUGUAUGGCUUAGAUCAUGGAAACCCAUGGGAAUCAAUAUGGACUGAACAGACUGACUAAAGGGAUUAGAAACAAAUGAAAACACAAUCUUGAUCAGAUCUAGAGAAUCGUGUGUUAAGUAGAUAUAGAUAAAUAUACCUUUUUUGAGAAAGGGCAUGGGCAAGGUUAGAGCCUGUGACCUCUGGUCCCUAUCCCAGUGCCUAGUCCACUGUGCUAGUAGGGGUGAGGGAAUCACCAUUGUUAUUUCCACAUACAUAAAGCUGUUAAAUCAUUCAUUUGGAAUGUCAGUAGAUGACAAAUGUGAUUAGUUAAAGGGCAGCUGAACUCAAUGAUUCCGCAUGUUUUUCUGCUGCUCAUUAAAAAAAGAUGAAUGAGGGUGUGUUAUGUUCGCUAUAUCGUACCCGCAGUUAUAUUGUUUUGUCCCUCUUGAGUCCCGGGAGAAACCUUUCGACCUCAAAAUAGUCUGAAUAGGAUAAUUCAAGAAAUCUGUAAUUUGGCCAUUUUUGCAGAGGUCUUUGUCGCUCAAUUUUACAUCUAGCUAAGGUGUUUGAUGCAUUCUCUACUGCAGACAGUAGAAUCAGCUGAUGCUGCGCUCACUACUGAUUUCUAAGAACAUGUCUACAACUUCAUCAGCAAGCUGUCAAAAUAUCGUAAAUAAAGCAAAGCUACAUGCUGUUUAUCAGUGCCCUAAAUUACUUCUUAGCUAGCUAAGUUCCAUCUCUGUGUUUGUCAAUGUAGCUAGCUAGCAGGCACAUUUAGCAGGCAGGUCACGUUGGCUAAAUCAGCUUAACAAGUCACUGGCAAGUGGCAAAGUACUUUGGUGCCACUUAGUUUUUACAACUUUCUCACUAUGUAUUACCGGAGUGAGUCCGUCUGGCAGUGUUUCAUAGCGAAUCAUGUUACGAAAAAGGUCACGGCGGUACACGAUUUUUUUUAUUUUAUAUUAUCUAGUGACAGUUGGGAUGGAAGUGUGCAUUGUCUCAAUUCUCAUUUUUCCCUCAAUUCUCAGUUUAAUUAAAAUAAUACAUUGACGAUGUGUUGUCUUAUGUAAACAAGACCGAGGCGCAGCGUAAUGUGGACAGUUCUGUUUCACUGGCUGUAGGUUUUGCCAUAUGAUUGAAUAGAGCGCAAUCAGCACAGCUGAUUGAUAGUUUGAGUUAGUGUUCCCACUCAGCCAUAUCUCCAUGUUACAGCGCUUGUUUACGGAAAAACAGACAGAAGACGAGGCGACGACCUGUGCUAAUUAGCUACCUAGCAUGCUCUGAACACCUGUGUGUAUGCUUAACUCGGCAAAUGUAGCGGAGUGGAGCUAAGAACAUAACAGCUUUCCUAUAUCUCUCAAAUAUCCGUUUUGGUAGAUGCUGACCAGAAUUAUGCUAUUUACACUUAGUAGUACAUCUUUACACUUUAAUCAAUGUUUCUGACUAAUAUCGAUGUAACAGGCCAUUUUCAACCAGAUAAAUCAGUUGUUGAGUUCAGCUGCCCUUUAAUAUGUUUAGGAGGUUUGGAAAACGAAAGGUACAUUGGGAUUCGAACUGGCGACCUUCUGUGUUUAAUCAAAAGUGCAUUUAAAGUUUGAUAUGAUUUAGUCCUAUUCUGUAAUUUAGAUUUUUGGUUGAGAUGGAGACGUGAAUACAAUUUAUUAAUUUAUUAAUUAACUGGAAUUAAAGCCAGACUAAGUCAGUGGCACAGAUGGAACUAUCCAAGCAGAAGAUACAUCUCCUUCAAAUGGUGAUAAAUAGCCAAUUAACUUGUCAACAAAUUAUAUGUUGAUUCAUAUCUCCAACUCAACCAAAAAUAAAUGGGAUUAAGCCAGUGGCUCAUGCGGAACUAUCAUAGCAGUAGAUACAGAUGUAGGAUCUUAAUUUGAACCAGUUUGCUACAGCAGGAAUAUUAUAAUCCUGUAGCAACAGGAAUGGAUUUAUGUGAUUACAAUUAAUGGAAAUGUUUGUAAGGGUUUAUACAAUUUCUUAAGAGAAAAUCAAAUCCUAGAUUAAAAUAAUAAUAAUAAUAAUAAUAAUAAUAAUAAUAAUGAGAUCAAGCGUUAACAGACAAUAGACACCGGCAUAGCAGAUGCUUUGGUGAUGGAAAUGCAUUGGAGCUGUCAAAUUGGUGAGCAGCUGUCCUUGCAAUCAUUGUGACAAGAGUCGACGAGUUGCGCGUUCCGUGGUGCUGUUCUGCUCCGCUAUUUGCAGCUUGCCUGUUAGCUUGCAUGAUUCUCACCAUUCUCCUUCGACCUCUCAUCAAUGAGCUGUUUAUGCCCAAAGGACUGCAGCUAACUGGAUGUUUUGUUUGUCGCACCAUUCUCGGUAAACCCUAAACACUCUCGUGUGUGGAAAAGCCCAGGAGACCGACAUUUUCUGAGAUACUGGAACCAGUGCGCCUGGCACCGUCGAUCAUAGCACGCUCAAAGUCGCUUAGGUCACUCAUUUUGCCCAUUCUGUUAAAUCUAACAGUUACUGAAUGCCUGUCUGCCUGCCUUAUAUAGCAAACCAUGGCCACGUGACUCACUGACUGUAGGAGCAAACCAUUGUUGUGAACGGGGUGGUGUACUUAAUUCAAUUGGCACUCGAGUGCAUUUAUCCUGUCUUGAAUGAAAAGGUCAUUUUGCAAUCUCCCAAAAUAAAUGCAAUCUAUGACAAGAGACAGACACUACACUUGUCCAUUCCGACUCCCGACUUGGAUGACCAUUCAAAAAAUGUUUCCCCAAUCUGAAAUGUCUAAAUGGAAAUUAAACUUCAGAAGCCUUUUUAAGUCUCAAAUACACUACAGGUUUAAAAUGUCCUGCAACAAGGUGAUCAAAUUAAGAUCCAACAUCUGUAAGUCAUCACAGGUCUGUGGAGAGCUUCACAAUUGCGGUAAUAAUCUGUGCAGAAUCUCAAAUGGCAUUGAUCACUUGCACCAUGUACUUUUAAUGUAAUCUCAACUGCAAUCCAGUUCAUUUGGUUCUGCUAUUAGAUGAAGCACAGUGACAUCACAUUAAUAUGCUGUAUAAAUAAACAAAAUAUCACAUUGUA
Messenger RNA from Oncorhynchus masou masou (cherry salmon), 6097 nucleotides. RefSeq names its product potassium voltage-gated channel subfamily G member 2-like. The transcript has 4 exons. The coding region runs from base 661 to 2172 and encodes 503 amino acids. The record is from RefSeq and is a predicted model, not a curated record. Gene Ontology annotation, molecular function: voltage-gated potassium channel activity. Gene Ontology annotation, cellular component: membrane; voltage-gated potassium channel complex. Lineage: Eukaryota; Metazoa; Chordata; Actinopteri; Salmoniformes; Salmonidae. Gene Ontology annotation, biological process: potassium ion transmembrane transport; protein homooligomerization.